Molecule: messenger RNA, 2289 nt
Organism: Alexandromys fortis (reed vole)
Lineage: Eukaryota; Metazoa; Chordata; Mammalia; Rodentia; Cricetidae
Exons: 7
Coding region: 72-1247 (391 amino acids)
Biological process (GO): glycine biosynthetic process; L-threonine catabolic process
Cellular component (GO): cytosol
Molecular function (GO): L-allo-threonine aldolase activity
Source: RefSeq, a predicted model, not a curated record
CUCGGAUCCCCCGCACUCCCGGAAGAGAAUGUCCACCGCUCCUGCGGGAGAGGAAGGCGAGUUUUGCAGCCAUGCUCCGCAGAGUGGCCCGGACCGUGGUCCCAGGGCUCAAGGUGCCCUGGGCGCGGUGGUCUAGGAACUGGGCGGGGGUCCCAGACCAGGUGGUAGACCUGCGCAGCGACACGGUGACCCGGCCAGGGCCGGCCAUGAGGCGCGCCAUGGCCGAGGCGGUCGUGGGAGACGACGAUUACGGCGAAGACCCUACGGUCCUCGAACUGCAGGAGAAGGCUGCAAAGCUGCUUGGGGUGGAGCAGACCCUGUUUGUGCCAACCAACACCAUGGCCAACCUCAUCUCUGUGAUGGGUCACUGCCGGCGCCGGGGUUCCCAGGUCCUCCUUGGGCAGGAAUGCCACCUCCACAUCUAUGAGCAGGGCGGGGUGGCUCAGAUCGCCGGGGUGCAUUCCCAGCCCCUCCCAGACAUGCCCCAUGGCACCUUGGACCUGAACGAGCUGGAGAGGGCACUCUCUCGGGGUUUCAGGAACUCCUACCAUCCUGUCUGUGAGCUUGUGUGUCUGGAGAACACACACAGCAGCGCAGGGGGCCGGGUCCUUCCCAUCCACUACCUCCGCCAGGUGCGCCUCCUGGCCCACGCCUACGGAGCACGGGUCCACCUGGAUGGGGCGCGGCUGAUGAAUGCAGCUGUGGCUCUGCGUGUGCCUCCCGCCCACCUCGUGGAGCACUGUGACUCCGUAUCCUUCUGCUUCUCUAAGGGUCUUGGUGCACCAGUCGGGGCGCUGGUCGGUGGAGCCAAAGGCUUCAUUGAGGAAGCCUGGCGCCUCCGCAAAGCCCUGGGUGGAGGCAUGCGCCAGGCUGGAGUACUGGCUGCGGCUGCCAUGGUGGGACUGGCUGAGGCAGAGGAGGUGCUGCCAAGAGAUCAUGAGAAUGCCCGGAGAUUCGCUAAAGGACUCCGGGACCUGGCAUCACCCAUUUGCUCCGUGGAUCCCGACACUGUGGAGACCAACAUGGUGCUGGUGCAGGUGGCGGGGCGGCCUCCUGCAGAACUGUGCCAGCGCCUACAGGCUGUGAGCGCCGAGGAGGUGGCUCAGACUGGCCGCGCUGUGAGCGUGCUGCUCUUUCCCUGGACAGAACACUCCGUGCGGGCCGUGUGGCACCGGGAUGUGUCUGCUCAGGACACGGAACUGGCGCUGAGGAAAUGGGAAUUUGUGCUGAGGCAGUUGAGGCCCUGAGAUCAGGGGACCAGGAGCCCUGUGCCCUGGCUAGGAUUGAAGUGUAGAGUAAGCUGGUCCAAGCCAUUAGCCUAGUGGAGGCCCGCCCUUCUGGGGGAUGACGACACCAUUCCGGCCUCUGAAUUCCUCCACUGACACUCAUGUGAUGGCCUCAUUCAAUCAGGAACAACCAGGCACGGGCUGGGAUAAGAAGGGGCUGAAUAUCAAGAGAAGGGAAUGAAUUCAGGAAGCAGACCUGGGGCUGGGACGUGCAGCGUGACUGCCUGGUGUGUGUAAGCCCCGGGUCUAGUCCCAGCACUGUAUAAACAGGUGUGUUGACUCACACCUGUAAUCUUAGCAAGCUGAGAAAUUAGAAGUUCAAGGUUGGGCUGGAGAGAUGGCUCAGGGGUUGAGAGCACUGGCUGCUCUUCCAGAGUUCGAUUCCCAGCAACCACAUGGUGGCUCACCACCAUUUGUAAUGAGAUCUGGUGCCCUCUUCUGGCCUGCAGCCAUACAUGCAGGCAGAGCACUGUAUAGAUAAUAAAUAUUUUUUUUUAAAAAGUUCAGUCAUUCUCAGAUACAGAGUUUGAUUCAACCCUGGGCUACAUGAGACCCUAUCUGCAAACAAACAGAUCCUGUGUGACUGGCAUAGUUAUUAGAGAUGGACUGUAAAAUAAUAAUGUGGGAUUUCCUUCUGUGUGCUGUGAUUACCAUUAAUGAAUAAACUGCUUUGGGCCUGUUGAUAGAGCAGAACUUAGAUAGGCGGGGAAAACUAAAUGGAAUGCUGGGAGGAAGAAGGCGGAGUCAGGGAGCCGCCAUGGAGCAGCCAGAGUCAGACAUGCCAAAACUGCUGAUAAGCCACUGCCACGUGGUGAUACACAGAUUAAUAGAAAUGGGUUAAAUGAAGAGGUAAGAGUUAGCCAGUAAGAAGCUAGAGCUAAUGGGCCAAGCAGUGUUAUAAUUAAUAUAGUUUCUGUGUGGUUAUUUUGGUUCUGGGCAGCCAGGAUGAACAAGUGACCCUUCCCCCAAUAAAGUAUUGAAGGAGCUGUAUUUGUACUUUUAU